Messenger RNA from Anneissia japonica, 2629 nucleotides. Its product is annotated as histone PARylation factor 1-like. Gene Ontology annotation, molecular function: poly-ADP-D-ribose binding; histone binding. The transcript has 8 exons. Gene Ontology annotation, biological process: regulation of protein ADP-ribosylation; DNA damage response. The record is from RefSeq and is a predicted model, not a curated record. Bases 60 to 1268 code for a protein of 402 amino acids. Lineage: Eukaryota; Metazoa; Echinodermata; Crinoidea; Comatulida; Comatulidae. Gene Ontology annotation, cellular component: nucleus.
UAUUUUGGGAACACCUUCGGCGCAACCAAACAAAGAAAUCUCAAAACGCGCGAAGCAAAAUGGAGAAAGGAAAAGAAGAGAACCUAUCCGAUAACGAGGAGGAAAAUACAAUACCAAUCUGUAAAUAUGGUGCAAAUUGCUACAGGAAAAAUCCAGAUCAUUUCAAACAAUUUUCACACCCUAAAAGAAAACCGGACAUUAUUGUAGAUGCAUCUCCAAGUAAGAAGAGGAAGAUAGAAGAAGAAACAGAUGAUAAAGAGAGGCAGACAAGUGAAGAUAAGGAUGUGGAUGAAGAUAAAGAUGAAGAUAUUUUGGAAUGUCCCCCUACACCUCCAUCCAUGGACAUCAAGGAAGAAAUAGAAUGGAAGUUCAAAGUUAAAAUGCCACAAGACUUUUAUGAUUUCUGGGAGUUUUGCAAAACGCUCAAUGAAACUUCUCCAUGUGAUGCCCUAUUAGCUUUGGAUCUCCAGCUUGUGGGACCAUAUGAUGUUCUUGCUGGUAAACUUGGAGCAAGGAAAAACAAACGGCCGAAUUAUGUUCUACAUUAUCGGUAUUACUAUGACCCUCCUGAAUUCCAGACUAUUGUCAAGGGCGAUGAUGACUCACAGCUUCACCUUGGAUAUUACAGAGACGAACCGAAGAAAGUACCAGUGUUUGUAGCGUCCAAUAAAGCCAAGGUCAACCACCUAAUUACACCGCAAGGAGAGAACUUGUUUGCUGCCACCAAACUUCACCUUGACAAAAUUCUUGAGAAGACCAAGGUCAACCAACAAACGAAAGAGCUUGAAAAGAUUUCAGAGGCAUUGUGUAAGUUUGCUGAGGAGAAUGGCUACAGUCUGGAAUCAAAGACAACAGCUAUGAAAGCAAGAGAGAAGCUUGUGGUUGCAAAGACCUUCCACGGUGCUGGCAUUGUCGUUCCGGUCGAUGAGAAUGACGUUGGGUACCGAUCUAUUCCUGAGACCAAUGCAUGCCUGAAAAAAAUAUUCAAGAAUAUUACAAACAGCAAAGAUGAAGAUGAUAAAAUUAAGAAAUUUGAGCCCCUGCAAGAGCUAACGACGUUAGUUCAGUUUGCCAAUGAUGAGUGCGACUAUGGAGAGGGCUAUGAGCUCGGCCUGGAUCUGUUUUCUUAUGGCGGUGAAGUUUUCCACAACAGCAUCAAGAAUCUGUUAUUGGUUGCAUACCAGUUGCUAGGAAGGGGUGAAUUCGGGGAAAUAUUGGAAGCACACUUAGCCCAAAGGAACACAGAUGACGUUAGUCAGCUUGUGUAAGAUUUUUUUUUAUCCUAGAGAAUUCGGAAAAUUGUCCUUGAAAUUUAUCGAGGACAAUACUUACACAGAUUUUGUUUUUGAUUGACAAUAUAUCAAGGCCCUUUGAUGUACACAUGGUUUACACACCUCGGGUCACAAAAAUUUCUAUAACUUUUAUAUACGUAUAAAUCAUAAAUUUGAAACCGUAUAUCACGGAAAAUAAAUUGCACAAAAUUCUUCUCUGGGCAUAAGCAUAAGCAGAGUGACCCUGAUGAAAAGUGAAAGCAGUUUAUUUUAGUAUUCAUAUUGUGAAAUUUUUCAAUAACCAAUUUUAUUUUCCAUCAAUAUCAAGGUCCUGGAAAACACAGAGAUCAGUUUCCCUAACCUAUGUGAACCCUGGGUACAUUUUGUGAGGGCAUUAGCAGCAGGAUGAAAUUUUAGUUGGUUUGAAUAGAUUGUCCAUAGAAAAGUAUUAUUAAUAUUUGAUAAAUAAUCUUUUAAAUUAGACACCUGAUACCGAAAAUUUCAAGCUUCAUGGGCCUUCGUGACUGUUUCUAGACCCCACUAGAGCUGCUAAGUGGCCCUAUAUUAUUAUAGAUAUUGUAAUUUUUCUAGAGACUAGAAAGGCUACUCAUAUUAUAAUAAAUGUGGCAAAACAACGCAACUUGAAAUUGAGUUAUUUUAAUUUAUUACGCCUGGGGCAAUCAUAUGCAUUAUCUAGCUUUUGCAUGCUCUACGUCAUCGUAAAGAUUAUUGAUAUGAAAACACCAUCUGUGCCAAACUCCAUCAGCUCAAAACAAUUUUUGAAUAACAUUCCGAGGCAAAACAAAGUAUCUUCAUCGUGUAGAUACGUUGAUUUUCCCCCUAAUCUUGCAGUUAUGUUGUUUUACCACGGAAAAUCACUAGAUUUUACCAUGGAAAAUCACUAGAUUUUACCAUGGAAAAUCACUAGAUUUUAAGUUUUGUGCUUAAAAAAGAUAGGUGGUGCUAUCUCUGAAACGACUCGUUGUUGAGACCUGAAAUUUUCAUGAGUAAAGUGUUUAAUAUACUCCCAAAUGAUAUUAUCUCAAAAUUGACAAAAAUGCGCAAAUAAAAUUUUAUUUUUAUUCGAAAUCAGCAAUAUUUGCAGUCGGCAGAUUCGCUAAACAAGGUAUAAAAAGUCUUGUCUUGUCUUACCGGUUGCCAUUUGAGCUCUCUCUGCCCUUCUAUUCCUUUGCUUUAGUAAUAUUUUUGAUCAUUUAUAAAUUUGAUUAAACCCUAAUAAAAAUUUAAUUUUAAAGUGACCUUGUUUCAUGAAACAAAAAAUAUUAUUGUUGAUAUGCUUUUAGUUUUUAUAUAUUUACGUUACUUUUUUGGCUAAUAAAAUUGUUAUAUUUUAAGGU